Messenger RNA from Morus notabilis, 3738 nucleotides. RefSeq names its product G-type lectin S-receptor-like serine/threonine-protein kinase At4g03230. The record is from RefSeq and is a predicted model, not a curated record. Gene Ontology annotation, biological process: protein phosphorylation; recognition of pollen. Gene Ontology annotation, molecular function: protein serine/threonine kinase activity; ATP binding. The transcript is spliced from 10 exons. NCBI's taxonomy places the organism in Eukaryota, Viridiplantae, Streptophyta, Magnoliopsida, Rosales, Moraceae. The coding region runs from base 429 to 3551 and encodes 1040 amino acids.
UGUUCUUGGUCCAUUUAUGGCCACGAUUGGUUUCCUUUCCCUUGUGGUUCCUAUGAACACCAACUCAACGACUUCCUUUUCUUUUAGGGCCAGUCUGUUUCGUGGGUCGAAUUGAGAAUUUGAUAUGAAAAGAGUGAGAAAAUAUUAUUGUGAAAAGUAUCAUACUCUUCGAAUUGUGAAGUGAACGGGGCCUGGGUCUUAAAUUUCUUAUUCUGCAUCAGCUCAGCUUAGGCCUUUGUACGGUUUCCUUUCUUCCUGACUACUGUGUAGGCCAUAAUCCAUGCACGUUGACCAGGUUAAUUAUGAAGCAGUGAGUUUUAAGCAAAAUGUGGACAUUAUCAGCACAGAAUUCUUCACCAAAUUAUAACUAUUGAAGGAGCUAACACAGUUUCACUUUCACCAAAAAUCUCUGCAAUUCCCGGCCAAAAAUGGUUCUUCCUUGCUCUUCAAGACACUUGUUAACUACCACCUAUGUUUUAUACAUAUUCUUGUUACUAUUCUCCUUCUCAAUCUGCUACCUUAGAGAUAGCAUAACACUGAACGAGUCCAUUAGAGACAGCCAAAAUGAAACUCUGGUUUCAGCAGGAGAGAGAUUCCAACUGGGGUUUUGCAACCCAGAAAGAAGCAAAAAGAGAUACUUGGGCAUUUGGUACUACAAAAUUGUACCGCAAACAGUCGUAUGGAUCGCGAACCGCAGUCACCCACUGGAAAAGACCAAUGGGGUUUUUUCCAUUACAAAAGAUGGAGAACUUGGGUUAACAGAUGAAAGUAGCGAUACCAUAUUUUGGUCAACAAGCGUUGGUGGGAGACCUGCUAUGAAGAGGAAGUUGACUCUUAUGGAUUCUGGAAACUUGGUUUUCAGUGAAGAAGAACAUCAAGGAAAAGAAUCAGAGAGCAAAAUUCUAUGGCAAAGCUUUGAUAAUCCAACUGAUACGUUUCUUCCUGGUAUGAAGAUGACUGGAAGCAUCAACUUGACUUCCUGGAAAAGUAAAGAUGACCCAGCAGAAGGGAACUUCACCUUUCUGCUAGAUCGUGACAGAGAUAACCAGUACAUCAUAGAGAAAGGAUCGUACGUGCAAUAUUGGAAAAGCCAGUCCUCACAGAGUCUUUCUAGCUUUGAUGAUAUUUCUCCUGUAGCAUCCUAUAUGCUGUCAAAUUUCACCAGGCCAUUUUACCAUCAAACAGAUAAUUCCAAAAGGCACACCACGAGGGGAACUAAUGGAACUAACGCCACUAGUUCUAAGCCCUUCGAUUCGUCGAUAACAUACUCCAAAGCAUCUGAUUACAUAAGAUACUCCAAAGCAUCUGAUUACAUCAAUACAACGUUGGUGAUGAACUUCAAUGGACAGAUACAAUUCUUCCAAGGGCUAGUUCUGGUACAAUCGGAACCAAGUGACCCCUGCCGCGUGUUUAAAGCUUGUGGCGAAUUUAGCAGCUGCAAUAGUAAGAAUGCUGUUUUUUGCAAAUGUUUACCUGGGUUCAAACCAAAGUCUCCAGAAAGUUGGAAUUCUGGAGAUUUUUCAGCUGGGUGUGAAAGUAACUCGGAGCUCUGCCGUUAUAACGACACCUUUCUGAAUCUGACGAUGAUGAAGGUGGGAAAACGUGGUGUAGAUGUUAAUUUAGAACAAGGGGAGGAUUGUAGAGCCAAGUGCCUAAACGAUUGUCAUUGCAACGCUUAUUCGUAUGCACCCAGAUGCUUGAUUUGGUCAGAUGGACUAGACAAUCUUCAGGAGUUUAGCAGUGAUGGCCAUAGCAUCAAUGUUCGUGUGGCACUGUCUGAUAUAGAACCAAUGAAAAGGGACUGUGGCACUUGUGGUACCAACAGAAUCCCCUAUCCACUAAGUACUAGACCUGAUUGUGGGGAUCCCAUGUACGCUAAUUUCACCUGUGACAGAAGAACCGGCCAGGUUAACUUCGGGGCACAUGGUAGAAAUUUCCGAGUCACAAAUAUCAAUACUGAAGAAAGAAUAUUUUCAAUCCACAUUAUAAACUGCACAAAUACAGAUGAAAUGGGAAUUCUGCUGCAGCUCAACCAGUCAUCGGUGUACCAAGUGAGCAGUGGAUGCAGUAGUGAGCAAAGCAAGCUUACUUUGGACAUUUGGUUUCCUGAUGGUAGGCCAAGUGAAGUUAAAAUACAAUGGAAUCCACCACCAUUACCACCAGUCUGUGAUACAUCUGGUAACUGCACCGAUUGGGCACAUUCAUCCUGCAAUGCAACAGAAGAUGGGCAGAAAAGAUGCAAUUGUGAUGAACUGUACCACUGGGAUUCUCAGAAUUUCACCUGCACUUUAAAUGAAGUGCACAUGCAAUUCAAAGGAUCUUCAGGAAAUCAGAAGUUCUAUGUUGUCAUCAUUGGUAUCAUAGCGACUGCUUUGGUUCUCUCUUGCACUAUUUGUGUUGUAUAUUACAUGAGAAGAAGAAGUUUGACCAACAUCCCAGAUAUCGCGGGGAGCAUUCAGGGAAGUCAGUCAGUUAUCUUGUAUGAUAGUGAGAGACACAUAACAGAAUUCAUUCAGUCAGGAGAGUUCAAAGAGGAUGAAAAGAAAGGCAUAGAAGUACCAUUUGUUGUUUUGGAAAGCAUACUAGUUGCUACAGACAACUUUUCAGAAGCAAAUAAACUUGGACAAGGAGGAUUUGGCCCUGUUUAUAAGGGUAAAUUUGCAGGAGGACAAGAGAUCGCUAUAAAGAGGCUCUCGAGCGGUUCAGGACAAGGCUUAGAGGAAUUUAAGAACGAGGUCUUGUUGAUCGCCAAACUUCAGCACCGGAAUCUUGUUAGGCUUUUGGGCUAUUGUGUUGAAGGAGAUGAAAAAAUGUUGCUCUAUGAGUAUAUGCCCAACAAAAGCUUGGACUCAUUCAUAUUCGAUCGCACAUUAUGUGUGUUGCUGAACUGGGACAAACGCUUUAACAUCAUACUGGGAAUUGCUAGAGGGCUUCUUUACCUUCACCAUGAUUCAAGGUUAAGGAUCAUCCAUAGAGAUUUAAAAACCAGCAAUGUUCUACUUGAUGAAGAGAUGAACCCCAAAAUUUCUGACUUUGGCUUGGCAAGGAUUUUUGGAGGUAAACAAACAGAGGCAACCACAACAAGAGUAGUCGGAACCUAUGGUUAUAUGUCUCCAGAGUACGCACUUGACGGGUUCUUCUCAAUCAAAUCCGAUGUUUUCAGUUUUGGUGUUGUCAUCCUUGAGAUUAUCAGUGGAAAAAGAAACACUGGAUUUUACCAAUCAGAACAAGCUCUGAGCCUUCUUGGUUACGCAUGGAAGUCAUGGAGAGAAAACAAGGCAUUGGAUCUGAUGGACGUAACGCUAAGAGAAACAUGUAAUGCAAAUGAAUUCUUGAGGUGUGUGAGUGUAGGACUGUUGUGCGUACAAGAGGACCCGAUUGAUCGUCCCACAAUGUCAAAUGUACUUUUCAUGCUCGGAAGCGAAACCGCGAGUCUUCCGAGUCCUAAGCAACCAGCCUUUGUUAUGAGGAGAUCUCUUUCUACCACUGGUUCUUCUAGUAGACCAUUGUCCGUCAACGAAUUUACGGCUACCUUGGAGCAAGGCCGGUAACAAUUGAGAUCACUCUCGUGAGCUAACUUUUGUUCUAAGUAGAAAUAUUUGCUUUGCACUUUCUCCGGCACUAUUUACCUUAGACUUGGACACGGGGUGGGCUAUUAUGCACUGAAGGUUGAAGGGGUCCAGGGGACAGUACUUUUGCCGGUUUCUCAUACUGUUUUUAUUAUGAAAGAUGCAUGGA